Molecule: messenger RNA, 2886 nt
Organism: Diaporthe batatas
Lineage: Eukaryota; Fungi; Ascomycota; Sordariomycetes; Diaporthales; Diaporthaceae
Product: alanine--tRNA ligase
Exons: 3
Coding region: 1-2886 (961 amino acids)
Biological process (GO): tRNA modification; alanyl-tRNA aminoacylation
Cellular component (GO): mitochondrion; cytoplasm
Molecular function (GO): ATP binding; amino acid binding; aminoacyl-tRNA deacylase activity
Source: RefSeq, a predicted model, not a curated record
AUGUACGAGGGCAAGUGGACCGCCCUCACGGUCCGCAAGACCUUCUUCGAAUACUUCGAGCAGAGAGGGCACACCAUAGUGCCUUCCUCCUCCGUCGUCCCUCACAAUGACCCGACGCUGCUGUUCACCAACGCUGGUAUGAACCAGUUCAAGCCCAUCUUCCUUGGCACCGUCAACAAGAGCGACCCAAUGGCUUCCUGGAAACGCGCGGCCGACUCCCAGAAGUGCAUUCGCGCCGGUGGCAAGCACAACGACCUUGACGAUGUCGGCAAGGACAGCUAUCACCACACCUUCUUUGAGAUGCUGGGCAACUGGUCCUUCGGCGACUACUUCAAGAAGGAGGCUGUCCAGAUGUCAUGGGAGCUGCUGACCAAAGUAUACGGCCUUGACCCCUCGAGGCUGUAUGUUACCUACUUUGAGGGCAACGCGGACAUGAACCUUGAGCCCGACUUGGAGGCCAAGGAGCUUUGGAAGUCCGUCGGCGUGCCCGAGGACCACAUCUUGCCAGGAAACAUGAAGGACAACUUCUGGGAGAUGGGCGACCAAGGCCCCUGCGGUCCUUGCUCCGAGGUUCACUACGACAAGGUGGGAGGCCGAAAUGCUGCCCACCUCGUCAACCAGGAUGACCCCCUCGUGGUUGAGAUCUGGAACAAUGUGUUCAUGCAGUACGACAGGCAAAAGGAUAAGAGCUUGAAGUCGCUCCCUGCAAAGCACAUCGAUACUGGCAUGGGAUACGAGCGUCUUGUCUCCGCGCUGCAGGACAAGAUCUCCAACUACGCCACCGAUGUGUUCACACCGCUCUUCGCCAAGAUACAAGAGGUCACGGGGGCAAGACCAUACGAGGACAAGUACGGCAAAGACGAUGUUGAUGGCAUCGACACUGCCUACCGUGUCGUCGCCGACCAUAUCAGAUUGCUCACCUUCGCCAUCGCCGACGGCGCGGUCCCAAACAACGAAGGAAGAGGAUAUGUCGUCCGAAGAGUACUGCGGAGAGGCUCACGGUAUGCCCGCAAGUACUUCAAUGUUGAGAUCGGGUCUUUCUUCUCCAAGAUUCUGCCGGCUCUCGUCGCGCAGAUGGGCGAACAAUUCCCCGAAAUUGUCAAGAAGGAGAAGGACAUUGCCGAGAUUCUCGACGAGGAGGAAGUCGCCUUUGCCAAGACGCUGGAUCGCGGCGAGAAACAGUUUGAGAAGUUCGUCACGGACCUUGAAAAGAAGGGCGAGAAGAAGCUCUCUGGUCUCCAGGUCUGGAGGCUGUAUGAUACUUACGGUUUCCCUGAGGAUCUCACAAAAUUGAUGAGCGAGGAGCGAGGCCUGGAGCCGACUGACGAGGCUGACCUUGCUAAGGCCAGGGAUGAGGCGCGCGAGGCCAGCAAGCAGGUUAAGGACAAGGCGCAGACAUUCCCCAAGCUCAAUGUGCACCAGAUCGCGGAGCUCGAGAGCCAGCACAACCUGCCCAGGCCGGAUUCCGAACCCAAAUACGGCAAGGGAGACAUCACUGCGACCGUACAGUUAAUAUUCACUGGCGAGAAAUUCGUCAAAUCCACCAAGGAUAUACCGACAGAGACACCGCUCGGUCUGAUCCUCGACAGGACAAACUUCUACGCUGAGUCUGGUGGUCAGGUUGCCGAUACCGGCCGGAUCCUUGUGGACGAUGAUGUCGCCGAGUUCAAGGUCCAGGACGUACAAGAGUACGGCGGCUACGUUGUGCACAUUGGCUACUUUGACCACGGCUCGCUGUCCGCGGGUGACAAGGUCACCUGCGAGUAUGACGAGCUCCGUCGUCAGCCCAUCCGCAACAACCACACAGGCACGCACAUUCUCAACCACUCCCUCAGGGAAGUUCUGGGUGACGAUGUCAACCAGAAGGGCUCGCUCGUGGACGAUGACAAGCUGAGGUUUGACUUCAGCCACAAGCAGGGUGUCACGAACGCGGAGCUCAAGAAGAUCGAGGAUGGCUCCAAUGCGUACAUCCGUCAGAACUGCAAGAUCUACUACAAGGAUGUGGACCUCAACGCUGCGAAGCAGAUCGAGGGUGUUCGUGCUGUGUUCGGAGAGACAUAUCCCGACCCUGUCCGCGUAGUGAGCGUGGGCAUCGACGUGGACACUCUACUAGAGAAUCCCAAGAAUCCCGAGUGGAGGAAGGUCAGCGUCGAAUUCUGCGGCGGUACCCAUGUGGACCAGACCGGAAUCAUCAAAGAUCUGGUCAUUGUUGAAGAGAGCGGCAUCGCAAAAGGAAUCCGAAGAAUCGUCGCCUACACCGGCGAUGCGGCACAUGCUGUGCAGCGGAUCGCGCGCGAGUUCGCCGCCAGGCUCGAGCAGCUCGACAAGCUGCCCUUUGGGCCGGAGAAGGAAGACCAGGUCAAGAAGACAGGCGUGGAUCUCAACCAGCUCACCGUUUCCGUGCUCGACAAGGAGGACCUCAGGGCCACGUACGCCAAGAUCCAGAAGGGUGUCGCGGAGGAGCAGAAGAAGCGCCAGAAGGCCGAGAGCAAGACCGCCCUUGACACUGUAACGGGUCACUUCGCCAAGCCCGAGAACAAGGAAGCGACGUGGUUUGUCGGACAGUUGCCCAUCAGCGCCAACAUGAAGGCCGUCAGCGAUGUGAUGACACAUUUCAAGAGCAAGGACAAGACCAAGAGCGUCUACGUCUUUGGGGGGUCCAAGGAGUCAGGCGUGGUACAUGGUGUCUAUGUUGGAACCGACCUGGCUUCCAAGGGCAUCACCGCAGAGAAGUGGUCCACUACGGUCACGGAGAUCAUUGGCGGAAAGGCGGGAGGAAAGGAGCCCACACGCCAGGGUGCGGGAACGCAGCCUGAGAAGAUCGAGGAUGCGGUCAAGAAGGCCGAGGAGUGGCUGGUUGCAGAGAUGGAAAAGCUCAAGGUCUGA